Molecule: messenger RNA, 1788 nt
Organism: Rotaria sordida
Lineage: Eukaryota; Metazoa; Rotifera; Eurotatoria; Philodinida; Philodinidae
Source: the annotation of a GenBank genome assembly
AUGAACACUGAGUGUCAUUUGUAUACAUUACCACAAACUGAAUCGGAUGAUAAUAAUGACACAAGUUCGGAUGAAUCUGAUCUCGAAGUGAUAUCGAUCGUUGAUGAAACAGACAAUAUUGCCAUUUCGAUCAAGAAUCAUUUUAAUCUCGAUGAUGAUGAGGAAGAUAACAACAACGAAGGGGCAACUGAUAUUCCACAGUCGAAUUCAGUCUUGAACUCAAAUGAUACUGAACUCGAUGAAGAUCUAAAUGAUCUGAAUGCAGAUAUUGUAUCAACUGAUCAAUCGUCCUUGCUUGCUUCGUUAUCAGCUGUAUCUAACUCGGUGGAAGAGCAUCCAUCAUGCAAGCGUAAACGUCGACAAUGGUCAACUGCAGAGAAGCUACAUGCCGUUGAUAUGCUGGAAAAAGCUGGUGGUAAUAAGUUGCUCACGUCAAAAAAGGAAGGUUGCUCCAGAUAUCAAUUAUCUCAAUGGAUGAAACAAAAAGAAGAUCUUAUUCAACUAUCAAAGCAAAAUCAUGGACGCAAACGAAAACGUCUUCCUGGUGCUGGACACAAGCUACAGUAUCCUGAACUCGACAAAUUGCUUCUUGAGUGGUUCCGGGAACGUCGUACUGCUCCUGCCAUUCAGUCAAAUGUAUCUACCAUGACAACAUCGAUCGUCGUUAAACGAGAAAAAGUAACAUUCAAACAGUUACAACGACGUGGCAAACAACUUUGUAUCGAACUCAAGCAUGAGCAUCCACCAUCGACGAAGUGGUAUGGUCGAUUCAUGCGCCGCCAUCGUCUCUCCCUGCAAAAACCAAAAAAACAACAGAAGGUGCCACUCAAUGAGGCUCAUCUACUUAUCAAUUCAUUUCAUACAUAUAUCAGGCGUGCUAAUACAUGGGGUCCAAAACGUGGUGUUAUGGGCGCCUUCUUACCUCGUGACGUGGUAAACAUGGACGAAAGUCCUCUUAGUUUAUUCGGUGACCAAACAAAAUUAUCAAUCAAUGAUAUGAAUACAGUAAAUGAAAUUGAAGGUCACAUAUCAGACAAACGAUUUUGUACUGUCAUACUAACAGUAUUUGCUGAAGAUAACUCUCGUGUGGGCCCAGUGGUCUUGUUCAAAGGAAAAGGUCAAGUGAGUGACAACGAGAAGAUGCAAUAUGCAUCUAAAGUCAAAGUAUUCUUCACACCAAAAGCAUUCAAUAACCGAUCAACAAUGGACAAGUAUAUUAGCUGGUGGUACUCAAAAGUGAACGAUGGACAACCAAAGUUAUUUAUUACGGAUUCAUCGUCUACUCAUUUAAAUGAAGAAACAAUUCGUCUCAUGCGCAAACAACGAGUCGUUAUUGCUGUAAUUCCGAAAGGUUGUACUAUGUACAUCCAAUCAUUAGAUGUUCAUGUUUUUUCUACAUUCAAACACCAUCACUACGAAUGUGCCGAAGAAUGGAUUGAAAAAAAUGGUGGUCGAUCGAAAAUCAAACUAACUGCAGCACAAUCGCGAAUAUUGUGCACUAGACUCGUUUCAUCAGCCUGGUCUCGUACACUGAACAGUAUUGAUCCAAUGGCAUCAUUUCUUGAACUAGGAUACGUGUGGAAUGAUAACAGUUUGGUACGACCUCCAAGCAUACCAGGCUAUUGUUUUGACCCGACCAAUGUCGACUAUUCGACCAACAAAGAUCGAAAUAUAGCUGAUGAUCAACGUAUUGAAGAAGAAGCUCGUAAAGCCACAGAACAGCACAAUCGAAAUCUUGACAAGAAUACAAAGCAAAAGACUCUACUCGAUAUGUGGAAAAAAAAUUAG